Chelonus insularis is the source of this 1395-nucleotide messenger RNA. Its product is annotated as NAD-dependent protein deacylase-like. The coding region runs from base 405 to 1211 and encodes 268 amino acids. The record is from RefSeq and is a predicted model, not a curated record. Gene Ontology annotation, cellular component: nucleus. Gene Ontology annotation, molecular function: histone deacetylase activity, NAD-dependent; protein-malonyllysine demalonylase activity; NAD+ binding. The transcript is spliced from 6 exons. NCBI's taxonomy places the organism in Eukaryota, Metazoa, Arthropoda, Insecta, Hymenoptera, Braconidae.
UUCAAAUGGCAUUGUUAUGUAAUGUGACAUCUUUUGGCACUUCUGUAUUCCAUACAAUGACUCUGUAAUUAGGUGCACUCGACUCGUAUUACUCUUACUGUUAACAAUAGAAGAGAAAAAGGAGGUGAAAAAAAGAAUUAAAUGGUGAAGUAUAAUGUUUCAAAGGUACAUUUGAAAUACGCGCCAAUUGUAUAUUAAAUAUAAUUGGACUUUGAAAAAAAAACCAAUGGAGAGGGAGGUGAUGGAGAAAUCAACAGUGUUGAGAGAUAUUGCGGUUAACAGUUACUUGAAUCAGCUGUAAAGUCACCUGAUUCUCUUGUAGCAAAACUUACGGUAAUCAUAUUUACUGUUUAAGAUAUUAACGAAGAUUUGACAGAAAUUAUUUUGUUAUUAAUUAUCAUAUAAUGCAUAAUAUCAUGAAAUCAUUCAAAGAUACUUUAGCUGGUGCUACAAAUAUUUUAAUUUUAACCGGUAGUGGAGUAUCUGCAGAAUCUGGAGUGCCAACUUUUCGUGGUGCUGGUGGAUUUUGGCGAACAUAUCAAGCUACUUAUUUAGCUACUCCACAAGCUUUUAAAGCUAAUCCAUCUCUAGUAUGGGAAUUUUAUGAAUACAGACGAGAUUUAGCUACAAAAGUGCAACCCAACAAGGCACAUGAGGCAAUCGCGCAUUUUGAAAAGAAAUGUAUGAGUGACAAUAAAAAGGUCACAGUUGUAACGCAAAACAUAGAUGGACUUCAUCAGCGAGCAGGAUCAAAAAAUGUCAUUGAACUGCAUGGAUCAUUAUUUAAAACUCGCUGCACUAGAUGUGAUAAUGUCGAAGUUAAUCAUAAUAUUCCUAUUUGCCCAGCAUUACAAGGAAAAUGUUCACCAAAUCCAGAUGACAUGUCUUCAGAUAUACCUGUUGAAGAUUUACCCAAAUGUCAGAAAAACUCUUGUUUUGGACUGUUACGACCCCACAUAGUUUGGUUUGGCGAAAAUCUUGACAGUGAUAUUCUGGCAAAAACUGAGGAAAUCGUUGAAAGCUGUGAUAUAUGCCUGAUAGCUGGAACAUCUUCAAUUGUAUAUCCAGCAGCAAUGUUUGCACCAAGAGUCGCUGAACGUGGUAAGCCUGUUGCUGAAUUUAAUCUUGAGGAAACUCCAGCCACAGAAAGUUUUCAAUACCACUUUCAAGGUCCAUGUUCUGUUACGCUAGCCGAAGCUUUAAGUUUUUAAAUAAAAUUUUAAAAUCUAGUAAAAUAGGAUUAACAUUAAUGCAUGGAGCAGAUUGAAUUUUUUGCUAACACUCUGUAAAAACAGAAAUCAUUAUUACAUCAUCAUAAUUCACAAUUUGACAAGUCUGCAUACUCAUAAUAGAAAAAAAUGAAAAAAAAAAAGGAUCUAAAUUAUGGAAAAAAAA